This is a messenger RNA of Linum tenue, 1506 nucleotides long. The record is from the annotation of a GenBank genome assembly. NCBI's taxonomy places the organism in Eukaryota, Viridiplantae, Streptophyta, Magnoliopsida, Malpighiales, Linaceae.
AUGGACUUCGCCGCCGCCGUCGCUCUCCUCUUCUUCACCUUCACCGCCGCCUUCACCUCCUUCUCCCUCCUCCUCUUCGCCGUCUGCCGCCUCCUCCCCCGCUUCUGCUGCGACUGCCACGUCUGCUCCACCUACCUCUCCGCCACGUGGCGACCCAGCUUCCCCAACCUCUCCGACUGGUUCGCCCACCUCCUCUCCGCCUCCGCCACCUCAACCAUCCGCGUCCACGUCACCCGCAACGUCAUCACCGCCAGCCCGGCCAACGUCCACCACAUCCUCAAGUCCAACUUCCCCAACUACCCCAAAGGCAAGCAGUUCUCCGCCCUCCUCGGCGACCUCCUCGGCCGGGGAAUCUUCAACGCCGACGGCCACCGCUGGCUCUUCCAGCGCAAGAUGGCGUCGCUCGAGCUCGGCAGCGUCUCCGUCCGCGUCUUCGCCUCCGACGUCUUCAACUCCGAGAUCGAAUCCCGACUCGUCCCACUCCUCGCCGACGCCGCCGGCGGCGAGCUCGACAUGCAGGAUGUUUUCCGGCGUUUCGCGUUCGACACGAUCUCAAGAUUCUCCUUCGGGUACGACCCCGGGUGCCUCGAGAUUUCCUUGCCGGAGUCGGAGUUCGCGGCGGCGUUCGACGCCGCGUCGAGGCUGUCGGCGGAGAGGGCGAUGGCGGCGUCACCGGUGGUGUGGCGGGUCAAGCGAUUUUUACGGGUCGGGUCGGAGCGGCGGCUGAGGGAGGCGAUACGGACGGUGGACAGGCUGGCUCAGGAAGUGAUCGACCGUCGCCGGCAGACUGGGUUCGCCGGAAAAAGCGAUCUUUUGUCUCGGUUCAUGGCUGCCGGAGUCGAAGACUCCGGCGGCCGCGACGACGGCUACCUCCGCGACAUUGUGAAGAGCUUCCUUCUCGCCGGACGGGACACGGUGGCGUCCGGGCUGACGAGCUUCUUCUGGCUGACGUCACGGAAUCCGGCCGUGGAGGCGAAAAUAAGAUCGGAAGCGGAGGCGGUUCUCGGCCGCCAUCAGAACGACGCCGUUCCGUCGUUUGCGGAGAUGACGGAAAUGCACUACCUGACGUCAGCGGUCUACGAGACGCUUCGGCUCUUCCCGCCAGUUCAGUUCGACUCGAAGUUCGCGUUAAACGACGACGUUUUGCCCGACGGGACGAUAGUGAGGAAGGGGGACCGGGUGACGUACCACCCGUACGCGAUGGGCCGGAUGGAGUCCAUAUGGGGACCCGACCGCCUGGAAUUCCGACCCGAGCGGUGGCUAAACGACGACGGGUUGUUCGUGCCGCGGAGCCCGUACGAGUACCCGGUUUUCCAGGGCGGGUCGAGGGUCUGCCUAGGGAAGGAGAUGGCGAUCGUGGAGAUGAAGACCGUGAUUCUGGCCGUGAUCCGGCGGUUCAAUGUCCGGGUGGCGGAUCCGGGUCACGAACCGAGGUUUUCGCCCGGUCUGACCGCUACGGUCAGUGGUGGGCUGCGGAUGGUGGUCGAGGAGGUGGUCAAGAGAUAA